Messenger RNA from Coccinella septempunctata (seven-spotted ladybird), 559 nucleotides. It is a transcript of the gene mRpS16, whose product is annotated as probable 28S ribosomal protein S16, mitochondrial. Gene Ontology annotation, molecular function: structural constituent of ribosome. Lineage: Eukaryota; Metazoa; Arthropoda; Insecta; Coleoptera; Coccinellidae. Gene Ontology annotation, cellular component: ribosome; mitochondrial small ribosomal subunit. The transcript has 3 exons. Bases 98 to 493 code for a protein of 131 amino acids. The record is from RefSeq and is a predicted model, not a curated record. Gene Ontology annotation, biological process: mitochondrial translation.
CCUUAACCUCAAAUCAAGGGGUAAAUUUAACCAAAUUUAACCAUCUCGAUCUCAUAGUCUACAAUCUAUCUUGUCGGAUCUUUCCACAAAUAUUAAAAUGUUGAUACCUGCUAGUGGCACAGGCCAAUAUAUAGCAAACACUGCUAAAGUUAUUCGAUUUGCCAGGAAAGGUUGUACCAACAGGCCUUUUUUCCACAUUGUUGUUACAGAAGUUAAAAGAGAUCAACAAGAUCCAGUUAUUGAGCAAGUAGGCACAUAUGAUCCAAUACCAAAUGAAUAUAAUGAGAAGUUAUGUGCAUUGAAUUUCGAGAGAAUAAAAUAUUGGCUAGGAAAUGGUGCUUCAGUGUCUAGACAUGUCCAAGAACUCUUUGGGUUGUCAGGUUUCUACCCUAUCCAUCCUAGAACAUAUAUUGCAGCCUGGAGGAGUAGAAGAAAUCAUCAAGAAGUAGAACCUGUUGAGCAAAAUGAAUUGAAAGAGGAAUCAAUCAACUAGUUACAACUUGAAUUUAUUUUACAAGUGUAUAAAUGUAUUAUCAAAAAAAAAACUUUUUCUCCCAAA